Messenger RNA from Knipowitschia caucasica, 324 nucleotides. Lineage: Eukaryota; Metazoa; Chordata; Actinopteri; Gobiiformes; Gobiidae. The record is from the annotation of a GenBank genome assembly.
AUGGGCUUUUGUCUGAACAAUAGAGUGUCUGUUAUAGCGCAGAAAUCCCCCAAACCCGUCCGACUGGAUGCUCAGACUCUGAAUGAAGACGGAAACAGCUUUAUGCUCAUCAUCUCUUAUUAUAAAAUAUUGAAAGCAUACCGGUUACACGAUUGCAGUCAGGAGAAGAGAUCAGUCUACAGCAUAGAAGUUCUUCCUCAAUCUGUUAACUCCAACCAGUACAAAAACAGGAAGCUUUACAGAGCCUCUACAACAUGGAGCCACGAGGAUCUCGCCCCGGGUCAAAACCCAGACCUGAACCCGCCCCCAGGUCUCUGUCUCUGA